Messenger RNA from Mesocricetus auratus (golden hamster), 1029 nucleotides. RefSeq names its product transmembrane 4 L six family member 19 (gene Tm4sf19). Gene Ontology annotation, cellular component: membrane. The transcript has 5 exons. Lineage: Eukaryota; Metazoa; Chordata; Mammalia; Rodentia; Cricetidae. The record is from RefSeq and is a predicted model, not a curated record. Bases 270 to 890 code for a protein of 206 amino acids.
CUUCCUUGGAGUCACGUGAAAAUGAGCAGAGAGUGGGUCACAAGCUUAGGGUCCGCCUGUGACAGAAUGAUCCUUCAGUGGCAGCCCGUGGGCAGCUGUGGGCACACAUCCCCACUCACGCGUGAAUGUCCAGGCGACCUCUAUAUAUACAGACCCUGCAAGCCUGGCCCCGUAGGAGUCCUGGCUGGGGCUGCAGGAGCCAAGGCCCACUUUGAACAGGGCACCCUCCACGUUGUUCUCCCAUCCUGACUCUUGCCUUCAGACACAGGAUGCUAUCCUUUCCCCAUGUGAUGGCCUGCUCACGGACCUGCUCCCGCUUCCUCGGACUGAGCCUUGGGACCGCAUCCCUGUUUGCUGCUGGGGCCAACAUCGCUCUCCUCUUUCCCAACUGGGAUAUGACCUACCUGACAAGGGGCCUCAUUGGCAAGCAUGCCAUGCUGGGCUCUGGGCUUUGGGGAGGAGGAUUCAUGGUACUGGUGGCGGCGACUCUCAUCUCCAUGACAGGCUACUUCAGAAAGAGCACACCCUGUCUGUGUAUGCUUAUUGCUCUGUUAUCAAGUGGCCUGGCUCUACUUGGGGCCUUGGUUUGCUUUGUCACUUCUGGAGUAGCCUUGAAAGAAGGUCCCUUUUGCAUGUUUGACGUCUCAUCCUUCAAUCAGACACAAGCUUGGAAAUUUGGCUAUCCCUUCAAAGACCUGCCCAACAGGAAUUAUUUGUAUGACCGCUCGCUCUGGACCUCCGUCUGCCUGGAGCCCUCUAAGGCUGUGGUGUGGCACGUGGCCUUCUUCUCCACCCUGGUGUGUAUCAGCCUCCUCCAACUUCUCCUGGUGGCCAUUCACUUCAUCAAUAGCAUCCUCGGCCUGUUGUGCAGCUUCUGUGAGAAGAGCUAGGUAAUGGAUGUCCUUUCAUGAUGUGUUGCUGUUCUCACUGCAAGGACAGGGCUUGAAUCCCUGUUAGGCCUUCCUAUGGCUGCCAGCACUUUCUUGCACAGUGGGGGAAAUAGUACAAUAAAAUGAAACUCACAAUGUA